AUGGCUACUUCAAACCUGCCCGAUAGAUGGCGUCCAGCCCACAUGAGCCUCAACCAGUUUGAUGCUGCACUGAAGCAGGCCUGCCUAAAUAACGCCGGUUUCAACUUUCCGCAGAGACCAUACAAGAAAGCCCGAGUUCUCUGUGUCCAUUUCGAAAGAGAGAAACAACCUGGGAACCUUCAAAUCGAAAGCACAAGCGACCGCAUCCGAGAUGUCUUCCUUAAGACUUAUGGCUACGAUGCUGUAUCAUUCAUGAUCAGGGAUGGUGAUCGUGAUCCUGAAACAAGUCUGAGGUCGGCGCUCACCGAGCUCGUGGCAGACAUGGACGAGGAGUGCCUCGCCAUCCUCCACUACAUCGGUCAUGGGGAGCAAGUUUUCAAUCCAUCUCGAAACCGUCAAGAACUUCAUCUCAGGCAAUCACCCUCACCCGCCACUCGAUUAGGAGCAUUGCAGGAUCCAAUGAUCUCUUUUAAUCGCCUCAGAGAAGAGAUCCUUGACCAGACCCCAUCAAACGUCCUGAUUCUUCUCGAUUGCUGCCAUGCGGCUAGUGGCAGCAUGGGACAAAGAAAGGAACUCAUCGCCGCCUGCAGUUUCGAGAGUCAAUGCGGGGGAGGCUCUCGCGGGUUCACAAACAACGUCGUUCAGCAGCUAGAACAUGCCUACAAUCAAGGGCAAGUCUUGAGUACAUCGCAGUUGUACAACCGACUGGCUACCAAGCAUUUUAUCACUCAGGGUGGACUACCAGAGCUGGCAGCCAUGCCCAUUUUCCUCCAGCACUAUGACGAACAUAUCACCCCGGUUUUCCUUAUGCCCAGUCGUCUCGGCACUCAGCAGCCUUGGAAUCCAUCCUCUACCCCAGAAACACUGGGUGCCAUGCAGGGUUGGAUUGGAAGUCGCCCAUACCAAGUAGGUCACGUCAGAGUCGAUAAAGUCUACAAAUCAUCGUCCAUCAUCGUCAUAUUUGCUACCACAUUUUGUUUGUGGCAUAGCUUACCCCAGAUCUCCGCCAUCAACUUCAUUGGUUUUGAGUGUCAAGAGACGCCACCUUACCAACAAACCUUUCAAGCUUCAGCAAAAAAGGAAAAUAUCCCGCCAAUCUACGCGCAUCAAGCUUCAGUCCGAGAACCGGGUUACAAGCAUCCACUGUCCCCCAAGAAGCAAAAUUAG
This is a messenger RNA of Fusarium fujikuroi IMI 58289, 1167 nucleotides long. RefSeq lists its product as uncharacterized. The record is from RefSeq and is a predicted model, not a curated record. Bases 1 to 1167 code for a protein of 388 amino acids. Gene Ontology annotation, molecular function: cysteine-type endopeptidase activity. The transcript is spliced from 2 exons. NCBI's taxonomy places the organism in Eukaryota, Fungi, Ascomycota, Sordariomycetes, Hypocreales, Nectriaceae. Gene Ontology annotation, biological process: proteolysis.